Messenger RNA from Dichotomopilus funicola, 723 nucleotides. RefSeq lists its product as uncharacterized. The transcript has a single exon. Lineage: Eukaryota; Fungi; Ascomycota; Sordariomycetes; Sordariales; Chaetomiaceae. The record is from RefSeq and is a predicted model, not a curated record. The coding region runs from base 1 to 723 and encodes 240 amino acids.
AUGGCCACCCAACAGCCUGAUCUGAACGCGGUGUUCCGCCUCUGGCUCAAGUUCCAGGCCCCCCAGAAGUCCCAGGCGCGACGGAUCCCGGAGAUUGCGAAGCUCACCGAUUUCCAACAUUUUCCAGGCUGGCAUGACAGGGUCAUUCACGUCCUCAGACGCCUGGAUCUCGACAAGUAUAUCCUGCGGGAUGUUCCAGAGCCCUCUGAGCCCACGGAGCGAGCUCAAUGGCAAACCGAACGCGCCGAUAUCGACGAUUAUCUCCAGAAUAUGAUCCCCGACUACAUUCUCUGGAUGAAUCUGAAGGGCAUGGGCUGGGAUAUGCACGCGCAGAAUCCCAAGAGGACGUUUGACCUACUGAUUAAGUACUUUUGUAAGCGUAGUGAUGACAACGACAACGACGAAAACAAACUGUUGAUGGAACUUUGGGGAUGUGCCGGUGAAGGAUAUGACGAGACAGCGCAAUAUAUUACCCGCCUCAACUACCUUAGGCACCGUCACGCUGUCAUGGGAUACAAAAUGGAGGAGCGCAAAUACCUUGGCCCACUCGCAAGAGCGUCAGCGGAGACGUGGGGACAUCCGUACGAGAUUGGCCUUCCCAAGCUUGGUGACCCUAGGCUGACGUGGGAGGCAAUCAUGCAAAGGCUACAACAAAUAGCGGUGGAUCAGCGCACUAUCUCAGUUACCUCUGCCAUAGAUGAAGAGGCCUACCUCAGGGUUUAA